AUGGAUAUUUCAUAUGAGACAGUCUUCAGAUCGUUGACAGGGGUCGCACAGGCUACUAAGGCUGCUUCUGAUGAAAUUGACACAAUCAAACAGCUGCUGUCUCCAGGCAACGAAGGCAGUGAGACCAAAACGAAAUCGGCCAGUCUUUCUUUUCAGGACUGGCAAGUCAUCAUCCAGCAAAAUGUCACAGGAAUGGCCGGGGCAGCCGUCCAUAUUGCACUCGUCGCAGUAGCAGUGUCAUUGCUCCGCGAAACAGCACGCCAAAACCAGCCCGCAACAGCAGACGACAUCAGCCAAUGCUGGGCCAUCAUCCGCGACGCCCUCACAUCAACAUCUUCCCGAACACUGUUCACCGCUUCUCGCAGCGCACAAGGCUUUCUCUCAGUCCCAUUGUGCAGCUUGGUCAAGGACGGCAGCAUCGACGAGCUCAUUCGCCUGCACGUCUGGAUGCCGGACGGCAAGCGCGGGAACCCCGAUUUUCACUUACACUCUCACCAGCCGUUUGCGCAGAGCUGGGUCUUGGCAGGGCAGGGCGUGGAUCACUCCUAUCAAGUUGAUCCUGUCGAGGAGCCAGAAGAAGCCACGCACGCAGGGUAUGCACUUGCGUGGAACGACGGCAAGGGGGCGGAUACUGUGUACAAGACACAUCAGGCAUCUUCUACUGUGCAGAACACGGGGAAGCUCUUCCGAGCUAGAAAGAUUCAUUCAGAGACUCAUGCUAGGGGGUCAACGUACACAGUUCCGGCCGCCGAGUUCCACGUCUCAGAAGUUGCACCAGAUGCUUUACAUGCGACUAUCUUCUUCUUUGAUUCACACCGUGGCUUUGUGAAGGAUGCCGGAGUUCUUGGGCCAAAGGAUGGGGAUUCAUUUACACAAUUACGAGAUCCGGCUGGAGUGAUGCCCGCAGAGCUUGCCGAAGCUGUGAACCAAGCUAGAUUACGAGAGGCAUUAGACUGA
Colletotrichum lupini is the source of this 957-nucleotide messenger RNA. RefSeq lists its product as uncharacterized. The transcript has a single exon. Lineage: Eukaryota; Fungi; Ascomycota; Sordariomycetes; Glomerellales; Glomerellaceae. The record is from RefSeq and is a predicted model, not a curated record. The coding region runs from base 1 to 957 and encodes 318 amino acids.